GAGAGCGAGUGCAAAGUGCACAAAAGUUUUGCCAAGCAAAAAUGGCGACAACAGCAGCGACAACAACACGACAACGUGCAAUAGCAGCAGCCGCAGCCGCAGCAGACGUCGCCGUCGCCGUCGCCGCCGCAACAAAUUUUUGUGUCGUGCGAUUUUAUAACCGUUUUCAAAAGCGGCGGCGUUGCUGCUUCUGCCUGUCGCACAAAACGGACGCGGACGGACAACAACAACACGACAACAAGACAACAACAACAAGACAACAACAACAACAACACACAACGUGCAACAAUAGCGACAGCAACAAAGCGAAUAAUAACAUUAAUAAUAUUAACACAAAUGAGAAUAUCAAUUCAAAAAUAUUAUAGAAAAAAAACGCUGCAGAAAAAACUGCAUUAAAUAGAUGAAACAAACAUUUACUUUAACCCAAAUAUGCAGCAAACAAAGCGUUAAAGUGUGUGUGUCUGUGUGUGUGCGUGUGUGUGUGUGUGUGUGUGUGUGUGUGGGUGCUAAACAGUUGUUUUUUUGGCCAGCAAAGAACAAAACAUUGAACUCGUUUUUGGCGCUCCGCUCUCUAACACGCAUCUAAUAAACGCAACAAUAACAUCAAUUUUACAGUUAACCCACAACAACAACAACAACAACAACUACAACAGCGACAACAACAAGCACAUUAUCGUAAACACAAACAUAAACAUAAUUAUAAUUAUGAUGUGAUCAGAAUUAACAGCAGCUCCGGCAAAAGGUGCAAAGAUGUGAAAAGCUAACAACAACAAAAAAAAAAGGGAAAAGCAAAAAAAAAUGUAAUAAAAAAAUAAAUGAUGAAAGAAAUGAAAUACAAAGAAAAUUCAAGCAACGAAUAGAAGUAAAUGUAAUAAAACAAAAAGAAAAUGCUCAACAUUGCAAUAACAGAUAAGAAACGGCAACACAAAUAUACAGGCACAACAACAACAACAACAACAACAAGUACACACAGGCAUCUGCCCAUGUAUGUGUGUGCGUGUGUGUGUGUGUGAGCAUCUACGCGCAAUAACUAAUCGAGUUUAACACCGAAGCACAUCAGCAAAUUGAUGAAAACAACGAAAACAACUCUAACAACAACAACUUUGCAAACAACAAUUGAAACAACAACAAAAACAACAUCAAAUCCACCAACAACAAUACCAAUUACAAGCACCUAUUCUAAGCGUACUACAAUAACUAAAAACAAAUAAACAAAGCAUAAAACAAAGAAUUAAACACAAGCACAAGGAGUUUACAAGAAAAACAACCUCAAACUCAGAUGUUGACUUCGAAGCCUAAUGCAGUUUACUCAAUAUCAUGAAAAAUUGCUGGACUAUUUGAAUAACCGACAACGAAUCAAUUAGGAUCUGCAAGGGAAAUCUAUCUGUAUCUAGUCUACCGUAUUGUCACAACUAUAUAUAGAUUAACAAUAGUUUGUAAGGCAGCCGCUCUUGAUGAAUAUUGGGCAGGAAAAGCAUACGCAUUCGCAGUCGCAUUCGCACACACAUCCGCAUCCGCAUACACAUCCGCAAGCGCAGCAGCAGACGAUCAGCGGCAGCCGCAGUCGCAACACAGAUCCGCACAGUGGUUCUGGUUCUGGUGCUGGUGCUAGUGCUGGCACUGGAGCCGCUGCAACCGAUUAUCCAGCAUUGCUACUGGGCUAUCGCUAUCCGCUGCCGCCCGGACAUCAUGACCAUCGACUGCAUAUUGAGCACCUCAGGCGCUCCGCUGCGGAGCGUGUGAGGAGUCCCAACGGCUGUCCCAUGGUUAUGACACCCAGUCGCCGCAGCUCGCCACCGUUGCCGCUGCCGCUGCCGACGCGUGGCCAAUCCCAAUCCCAAGCCCAGUCCCAGUCCCAGACCCAGUCCCAUGCACAGUCGCAGUCGCAGUCCCAAUCGCAGUCGCAGUCGCAGUGCAUGAGCGCCCACUUUCUGCACUUGCAGUCACAGCUGCAUCAGAAGCUCUCCGCCAGCUACUUUCGCAACCCGCCCUCGCCUUCGCCAACGGAACGGGAUCGCGACCGGGACCGGGAAAGGGAGAGGGAUCGUGAGCGCAACAUCUCCGGCAGCGGCACAUCGCCGCCAGCGACGAGCAUGAGCGCAGCGCACCUGAAUCCGCUGAGCGAUCUGCAGAAUAUGCAGCCCUUUGACUUUCGCAAAAUCAACUCGUCCACGCUGGGCGCCUUCGGGGCGCCGCCCGGCCCCACAGACUUUGUGCACCAUCAGCACCAGCAGGCCGUGCAUCUGCAGCAGCAGGCGGUGCAGCAGGCGGCGGUGCUGGCGCAGGCGCGACGUCGCAUCAAUGAAGCCACCACGCCCGGGGAGAAGAGCGCCGCGGUGGCAGCCGCUGCGGCAGCUGCUGCCGCUGCCGCCCAAAGUAAUCAGUUCUUUAGCGCAAUGGCCAUGGCCGGGCAUCCGCUGCCGUAUCACUUGCCGCCACCGCCACCCCCACCGCCGCCGCCGCAGCACCAGCAACAACAGCAGCAGCAGCACCACCACCACCACCACCAGCAGCAACAGCAGCAGCAGUCCAACAACAAUCAGGUGUCGGCAGCAGAACAUAGUCAUGGCCAUGGGCCGCACUCGCCAAAUCACGCACAGAUGAACCACAGUCACAGUCACAGUCACGGUCACGGACACAGUCACAGCCAGUAUCACCAGCACUCGCAUUCGCACCAUCUGAAGGCAGCGCAACCGACAUCGCCGGAGGAGACGAGCGCCAGCAAGUCGCGUCAUCUGGCCGCCGCCGCAGUUGCUGGCGACAAAUCGAACAGCAGCUGCUCCUCGUCCAGCGCCUCCGGCAUACAGCCGGCGAGCAGUUCACAGCGAAUGACUCGGCUGGCGCUGGCUUCGGGUUCAGGCUCGGGCUCGGGCUCAAAUUUGCGUGCGAGCCGAAAAUCGGGCCACUCGCCGGGCAGCAAGCGGCAAUGGGGCUCGAUGCCGGCAAAUUUGGGCACACAGUUCAUCAAUCCGGUGACCGGCAAGAAGCGCGUCCAGUGCAAUGUCUGCCUGAAGACCUUCUGCGACAAGGGCGCGCUCAAGAUCCAUUUCUCGGCGGUGCAUCUGCGCGAGAUGCACAAGUGUACCGUCGAUGGCUGCAGCAUGAUGUUCAGCUCGAGACGUUCGCGCAAUCGGCACAGCGCCAAUCCCAAUCCGAAGCUCCAUUCACCGCAUCUGCGGCGCAAGAUCUCGCCGCACGACGGACGCAGCGCUCAGCCGCAUCCGCUGCUGCUGCAGGCGCCCAAUGGCAUCAUGGCGGGCCUGGGGCCCUUUGGUAGUUUCCCGCUGUUGACACCGCCGCCGGAUCUGCGGCAUCAUGCGCUGGGCGGCAUGGAGCUGAAGCAUGGCGCCGGCCAGGAGUAUUUGCAGCGAUCCUACAUGGACAACAAUGGCAUGCUCGGACGGUACGAGGGUCAGCGACGCAAGGCGGCGCUCGAGGCGGGCGAUGACGAUGAUGACGAUGACGAGAUACUCGAGGUGGGCAUACACAUGCCCGAUGACGAUGAUGACGACGACGAGGCCGAUGGCGAUGGCGAUGGCGACGAUGAUGAUGACGAUCCCGAUGGUGACGGCAUUGUGGUUGUGGGCGAUGAGCUGGACAGCAUACCCGACAAGGACAAGCACAGCCACGAUGAUUACAUGCUGGACAACGGCAACGAAAGCGAUGAGCGCUCCACAUCGGCCAUUUCCAGUCACAGUCACAGCCUCAGUCACAGCCACAGUCACAGUCACAGUCAUAGUCACAGUCACAGUCACAGCCAAACCAAAGAGCAACAACAGCACAGCCCCUAUCCGAGCAAGGCCGAGCCGGAGCCAUGCCCGGAGCCCGAUGAGCAACACGAGGAUUCACAGAGCCUCACGGAUUCGGCGCACGCCCUCGGCCAGACGCCGGCCAGCAAACGGAAGCGCAAAAGCCAAAAUCCUGUGCGCUGCACCGUGCAAUCCGAUGAGAAUUCAUGUGACAAUUCGCUGGAUAACUACGACGUGGCCGCCGACCUGUCCAUCAAGAAGAUCAAGCUCAACGACGAUGCGGAGGCACCCGAUGCGGAUGCGCCUCGAGCAGCCCAACUGGGCGCCGCCACAGCCAAAGAAGCCGAGGUGCUAACCAGCUCCACUGAGUCCACCAAGGCGAUACCCUCGCCCCCGCUGACGCCCUACACCAGUGAGGCCAAGUCGCUGAUUAAAAUGGAGCUAGACGAGGAGGAGGAGCAGCAGCAGCAGCAACGGGAGCUGGCAACAUCACGAAAUACGAAAACUCUACAAGAUGAGGGCGCUGGCACCCUGGAUUUGUCGCUGAGCACGGCCAGCGGCUCGGUUAUCAAGCAAGAGCCGCUGGACGAGCUGGCGCUGACAUAUGGCGCCGAUGCGGAUGAGAAUCGCUAUUUGCGCAUCAAGCAGGAGCUGCUUGGCGAGGAUGAGCACAUCUUUGGACGCGCAGCGGUCGAGGAGAGCAGCAGCACCAACAACAACAACGUUAUUAUGACUGAAAAUAUGUCGGGCAAGGGUGGCGAUUCCAAUGGCAGCAUCAAGGCGGAGCCAGAGCGCGAACCCGAACCGGAACCGGAGCCAGAACCGGAGCCAGAACCGGAGCCGGAACCGGAGGUGCCCAUUGACAAGGAGAACCCAUUGAAAUGCACCGCCUGCGGCGACAUCUUUCAGAAUCACUUCCACCUGAAGACCCACUACCAAAGCGUCCAUCUGAAGCUCCACCACAAAUGCAACAUUGACGGCUGCAAUGCGGCGUUUCCAUCGAAGCGCAGCCGCGACCGGCACAGCUCGAACCUAAAUUUGCAUCGCAAGCUGCUCUCCACCAGCGAUGAGCACAAUAAUGUGCUGCUGCCGCCGGAUCCGCUGCUGGAGCUGAUGAGCAUCAACAACAACAAGGUCUUUGGCGGCGUCGCUGGCGGCGUCUCGGGCACCGGCGGCCCAGCUGGCGUGCCCGUUACCGCAGCCGGCGGCAUGCCCAGCAGCAUUCAGGCCGAGAUUCUGGCACGCAUCUGCGCUGGCGCCCACGGGCUGAGCAUGCCGCUGUGCUUUGAGGCGCUGCAGCAUCGCUUCGCUGCCGGCCAUGGACAUGGUCAGGUGGCGGGCGGAUUCGGUGCGGACGCAAAUGCGAAUGCGAAUGCCUUCAUUGCGGCAACCGAUCCGCGCCUGCUGCUCAACCAUGCCGGCAAUCCGCUGCUCUUCCCCGGACUGCAUAGACUGCCGCGCUUCCACCACUUGACACCGCACAUGCUGGCCGGCGCCAGUGGGUUGAGCGCCUUCUGCAGGCGAACCUCUUCCGAUUCAAAUUCACAGCACUCGAUAACACCGCCCGUGGGCGCACGUGGUGGUUGCGAUAGCAGCUCGCUAAUGGGUUUGCGACCACGAUCCGGGUCCGGUUCCGGAUCGCCCGAGUACGAUGGCCAGUCGACGCAUACGCAUACGCAUGCACAUACUCACAUGCACAAGCAGACGGCUGGCGAGGAGGCGGGACAGAGCCAGCGGCAGUCUCCAGAUCGCAUAUCAUGACCAUGUACCUCGUACUAUGCCAAGGCGCUGGCAUUUUAUCAUUGAAGGAUCGUCGUGGACAACAACAAAUUCAUUAAAUGCAAUAUCAGGCUACAACUUAGGACUACUACAGCAUUGCUCAUAAUCAUAAUCGAUAUUAAUCGAUAAAUCGGUUAACGACUUAUCGAUCGGAGGAGAAGAUAUCAGAAAAUUCGCAAUCCAAACUGCAGCUUGGCUCGCCAGCGCUCAUUAUAACAAUACUUUUACUAGGCUAAUAUAAAAUAUUAGAUGGAUCAACUAGCAUUUUUUUUUCUAUAUAUACACACACAUAUAUAUAUAUAUAUAAAUAUAUAUACAUAUA
Drosophila montana is the source of this 5850-nucleotide messenger RNA. It is a transcript of the gene disco-r, whose product is annotated as disco-related. Gene Ontology annotation, biological process: regulation of DNA-templated transcription. Bases 1455 to 5510 code for a protein of 1351 amino acids. Lineage: Eukaryota; Metazoa; Arthropoda; Insecta; Diptera; Drosophilidae. The transcript is spliced from 3 exons. The record is from RefSeq and is a predicted model, not a curated record. Gene Ontology annotation, cellular component: nucleus.